Messenger RNA from Colletotrichum navitas, 1707 nucleotides. RefSeq lists its product as uncharacterized. The record is from RefSeq and is a predicted model, not a curated record. The transcript has 2 exons. The coding region runs from base 168 to 1562 and encodes 464 amino acids. Lineage: Eukaryota; Fungi; Ascomycota; Sordariomycetes; Glomerellales; Glomerellaceae.
ACGGUCGCCGCAGUCGCAGUGAGCUCAACCGACAAGACGCGACUGAGCUCCUUGCACAAAACUUGGGCUGGCUCACCAUUCAACCUGGUUGAACCACAACAUCAGCACUGGGAGCAAGACGUUUGAAUUUCGGAGCGAGACGAGGGAUCUGCCUCAAUUCCGGCACAAUGCGUUCCUUUUCACUUGUCGGCCUCCCCUCUUCGCUCCUGCUUCUUAUAGCAGCCCACGUCAAUGCAGAGCACCCGGCAGCCAUCCGCAAAAUGCCACCAAAUGCCGGCGAGAAGCUCCUACCCGACGACCUAUCCUUUUCUGACAAUGUCUUCAUCACCCCGCUCUCACCCCGCGAAGAACUUGUCGCCGCUCGCAUGGCCGACGACCCGCUCUUCUACAACGCAUCGCUCCCUUACCGCCCGCCCUUCGCUGAACACUUUGACAGUGCCAACCAUGGUUGGGGGCAGCUACGACGUGCCGCCGAGGUUCUUCAUAUUCUCGAAACCAGACAGUCAUGCCCUACAAGUAUGAACAGCUGCGAGGAUAUCGGCUCGCCGAAUAAGUGCUGCAUGAGCAAUGAAGUGUGUGUGAAGGUCCAGGAUGAACGAGUUGGGAACGUCGCCUGUUGUCCGAGCGGUGCUUCCUGUGGCGGAGCGGUGGGCGUAUGCCCCAGCGGCACAACUAGCUGCGAUGCUAAGCUCAGCGGUGGAUGUUGCAUCCCGGGUUACGUCUGUCAAGGUGUCGGCUGUGUGCCCAGCCCUCCCCCAGCGCCGAGCACUUGGCCCACUCAAACGGCCUCAAAUGGAGGUGGUGGAGGUGGAAGCGGAGGCGGCGGCGGCGGCGGCGGUGGUGGUGGUGGAUCAGGCAGCGGCGGUGGUGGUGGAUCAGGCGGCGGUGGUGGUGGUGGAUCAGGCGGCGGUGGUGGUGGUGGAUCAGGCGGCACGACAGUCCGGGAGACCGUCACCACCACCACAGUCUCUACGACGACGCUCGCAGACGGCAGAACCACCACUGUUCACGUCACGAUCAUCAUCACAGUCAACCCCGGCACCACCCCCACCACCAUCGAAAACCCGACGACGAUUCCUGGCCUUCCGACGACUUCGGGUGCCUCCGACGCUGUGCCCCCUUUCCGACCAACGUCGAUCGACCCAGGCGAGGGUGGCGGCCCGCCCGUGACAUCGGCUUACUGUCCGACUGGCUUCUACGCCUGCCUCGCCCGCGCCGGCGGAGGUUGCUGUCAGACUGGCCGCGACUGCGCCACUACCUCGUGCCCGCCUACUCCCUCGGUUACCAUCAUCAGCAAUGGCGUUACUGUUGUCCUACCAGCCACCGACGUUCCGGAGCCGCAUGCGACGGAGACCUGCGCCGGCGGCUGGUUUCUGUGUGGCGAGGAGGGCGGCCCCGUCCCCGGCUGUUGUCCGAGCGGGUACGAAUGCGGUAUCGCGAGCUGCACUAGCAUUUCAUCCAGUCAGACGGGCGAGAUCCAGAAGCAUUUUCCAAACGCAGGAUCUAAGGCCGCGGCCUCUCUGGCCCUAUUGAUCGUUUCAUUCAUGUUUGCGUUGCGUUGAAUUUCAUCAUUAUGCAUUGGGCGGCGUUCAUGGCUAGACUUCGGAAGCAUUAGGGAAAUAGACUGAGGAACAGAACCAGGACAUAUGAAAGAAGGUGUUGGACACAAGGCCUGCGUGUUCAGUUGGUUCUGAUAGAUGCAUGAUC